Molecule: messenger RNA, 228 nt
Organism: Purpureocillium lilacinum
Lineage: Eukaryota; Fungi; Ascomycota; Sordariomycetes; Hypocreales; Ophiocordycipitaceae
Source: RefSeq, a predicted model, not a curated record
AUGCCGACUGACUCGGACUCCAUGCGUGCCUGUGUCGGCAGCGACAAGGACUUUAACCCGGCUGAUCGUGGCCCGGACCCUCAGCCGGACCCUGAGCCCCCGGAGCCGAACGACAUCCAGAGCUGGAUCAACGACUCGGGCGCCUCUGUCGUGCUCCUGUGCCUUUUGCCGCUGCAAGGUGCGGAGACACAAGACGAGGGGCAGGCGACACAGCACGGUCGCUCGUGA